Molecule: messenger RNA, 3089 nt
Organism: Botrytis cinerea B05.10
Lineage: Eukaryota; Fungi; Ascomycota; Leotiomycetes; Helotiales; Sclerotiniaceae
Exons: 3
Coding region: 683-2494 (603 amino acids)
Source: RefSeq, a predicted model, not a curated record
GGUCACAGCAAAGCUCCUCUAGCUUUUCUUAUAUUUUACAAGGUGGAUUGAUUGCCCUGUAAAAUACGAAAUGGGCCGUUGGCGCGUUAGAUUCUUGUUACCAGGAGCAAAGCAUCCCAUAUCUUCUAAUCAAUCAAAGGUAUGUCAAUUCCUGAUGCAUGUAACAAAUCUUCGGCUCUUUGUGCAAGAAAUUUGAAGCCUUUCAUUUGCGUGGCUUCUGAAUCUGAUGCUCUGGUUGUAUCAUACGGCAGCAUAUACCAUCGGAUCUUGAUGGAAGUGCCUCAAACAUCUCUCAAGGAAUAGUACAACAGAGUUGUACUAUCAACCCCUCUCCUGCAAGUAUAUCUAAUUGAAGCUUUUGGUUAACCCCGCCUUUCGGUGAAUUUUCGAUGAUGGAAGCUUAUCUUUGAUUCGGCCAUGUGCAUCUUGCUAAAGAUUUUUGUUAUCAAAGAAUUCUGGUGAAUGAUUGAUUAGCAUGGUUUGGCUGCUCAGUACUGUCUACUUAAGUGUUCUCCCUUCGAGAAUAACCACUUGAUAUCAACAACAAAACAACAACAACAAUCACAACAACUCGAACAUUUGAAUUCUUUCCAAAUACCAUUUCUAUUAACAUUUUUCUUUCAUUACAACAACACUCUUUCUUAUCUGGAACGAAUACUAAGAAUCUCAACAGACAAUAAAAAUGGCUGAAACAAGCCAUCGUCAAACUGGCUCUCCUUCAGAAGAUCCAUCUUCUCCUAUCAUCACCGAGUCGCAAACACCAACCUCCACCGAUCAACCUUCCGCUGACAACAAACCCUCUCAAGAACAAUCUAACAUUGAUUCACGUGUCAUAGACAUGGAGCAAGAUCGCAAUGUAGCACCAUUAGAAGAGCAUUCAGGUGGCGGCUUUGAUCCCAACGGUCAUUAUCAAGAUGCAUACAUGAACAUUAGCAAAGUUACAAACGGUGUUACGAACGCUCAAUCUCAACUUGACAUUUCCGAUACCCAGAGUUCAUCUACCGGCCCGAACACUCGUCGAAACGCAAAUAAAUCUGGACCUGGUGAUGGGGAUAUCCAUCGCCUCAAAAGUCAGUUCCAACAACACAAUGAUAUUGGUGAUGAGGGUCACAAUAGCGUCCUGGGUCGUAGCAGGAAAGGUCCUCGUCGCUAUCCCCACCUUUUUGAGGGAAAUAGUGAUGGCGGAGAGCUUAACCCAAUGCAACCUUAUGAGAUGACUCACAAGGCAAAAGGAAUUGCCAAUAACUUUGAUCGUCCCUCUGCGGGUCGGAAUAUUCGUCGUGCUGCCACCCGUCAUCCAAAUAGAAAGCUUGGUAGCAGGAAUGGUCUCCGUGUUCAGGAUCAGUCUCAGUCAGAUAUUGAUAGUGGUGAUGACUUCGAUACAGUGAACGAUAGUCGUGGAAAUAGUGGCGGUACUUCUCAACAGUUCCAGAGAGUAGCACUUACAUCGGGUCUUCCAGGGCCUCACUUCCCCAUAGUUCCCACUGCUCCAGUUGUCAAGGGUCGAGUUGUCAAGCAAAGUAUGAGACGAGGUGAUCGACCAUUCGCCAACGUUAGUGAUAACGAAGAUCCUGCUCUUGAGAGCUCCGACUGUCAGGAUAGUGACAUGAAUGACGAAGAGUCAUACGAGCAGGCUAUGUGUCAAGAUGAAGACUCUCAUUAUAGCCCAGAAUAUGAUAUGCCCAUGGCUGAGGAUGAGGAAUACGAUGAAGAGCACGAUGAGCAUAUGUUCGUUUCCGAGCCUGGCCCUCACCGCUCAAAUCGUGUCGAGAAGAAUCGCGCUGGUGUUGCAUAUCCAUCAAACAUACGUCCAAUCGCAAACGUUACAGGAUCGAAUGUUGGUAGUCGGGCCCAUCCAGCCGUAGUCCGACGUAGACAAGAAGGCAGACCUAGCCUCUUUUUUAACAGUUCGAGUGAAAAUUUGGCACCAUCCAGAUACUCUGGAGCCAUUAUGCCAUGGGGUAUCAAUCAGCAACCUGUAUUGAUUGACCAGGAGACAGUCUCAGACGCCCACCUCAAAAAGAGAGGUCUCAAGCGUCCUCCACCGGGAGGAAAGAUUGGCAAGAGAAGUUAUGGAGCCAAUGAUCCGGAAAAUAUCGCAAUUGUCAACAUGAAAGAGAACCAGGGCAUGUCAUUUGCUGAGAUUGCAGAGCAUCUCAACUCAGAGCGUGAGAAGCAGGGAAAGAAACCAGAUCUUAGUGUUUGUGGCGUCAACGGACGUUACAACCGCACUGCACCUAUUCUAUUCGCCACCCAGGGCCUGAAAUUCGUUCCUUUGAGUGAACGCAAGAAGGCUAAAGGUGCAGCAGCCCAUGGAAAGUCAACUAACAAAGCUGGUUGGACUGUCGAGGCUGAAAACAAAUUGGUCGAUAUCGUCAAGCAGGUCGAUGCUGAGAAAUGGGGUCAUGUUGCACAUCUGCUAAACAUGGAGCUCUACAGUGGGCGUGCUGUAUAUGAUGCUACAACUUGUGCUAGGCGUUAUGCUGCACUCUAAUUUUCUUGUCGAAAAGCAAGUCGAUCGAAAUCUUGAAGACGUCAGUAGUUGCGCCUGAGACUUCUUUCUCGGAAGUGCACCAGUUUUCUGCUUUAUCACAACUCAAAUUUGACUUCACCCCUUCAUUGUCAUUAACAACUCCCAGCCUGGCAUUUCUUUCUCAAAUUCGCCAAAUCGCCCUCUAAUUCAGCCUAGCUUUUAGAAUCUAAUCAACAUUUCCUUACAUGACCUACACAAAAAAUUACAUGCCACACAUUGACCUCGACGGCAAUAGGCUGAGAGGACGACCGUAAUAUAGCAAGAGUUAUACAUAGAAAGAGUACUCAGUUCUACUGAGAUAGAAGAUGUCAAGGGAGAAAAUGGUAGUAAAGGAUAUGUGGAUGGUAAAAAUGUAUUUGGGUCCCCUGUUUAAUACGAUGGAUUUUACGAUGGAUUACUUACUUUCUUUCUUUCAUCAUUCCAGAUUUGCGACUGGACUUGCGAGAUCUCUGGCAUAACAAUUUUGAUGUUUAAUACCCAGUCGUCUAUUUCUUCUCGGAAAGGGAUGGAUGACAUGCAUGGAUCUAAAGUUUUAAGAAUAUUCAAUGGAUUAGCA